Drosophila nasuta is the source of this 1958-nucleotide messenger RNA. RefSeq names its product FAST kinase domain-containing protein 4. Gene Ontology annotation, cellular component: mitochondrial matrix; ribonucleoprotein granule. The coding region runs from base 150 to 1868 and encodes 572 amino acids. NCBI's taxonomy places the organism in Eukaryota, Metazoa, Arthropoda, Insecta, Diptera, Drosophilidae. Gene Ontology annotation, biological process: regulation of mitochondrial mRNA stability; mitochondrial RNA processing. The record is from RefSeq and is a predicted model, not a curated record. Gene Ontology annotation, molecular function: RNA binding. The transcript is spliced from 7 exons.
GUUAAAUGUUGGGCUCCUGCAUUGUUGUAGUUGGGUGGGUUAGCCGAUCGACCCUGUCGUCAAUUUCCAGAAUAUAGGAAAGUUGAAUGCGACGACUGAUUGCAAGCCGCAAGCGCUUAAACGGACCACCUGGGAAAACUUAAUUGAAUAUGUUGGGUCUACAGCGAUUCGCAGGCAGCAUUGUCACACAUCUGUAUCGACGCGCCACCUACACUAGCAAUGCACGUGCGGCAAGCGCAGCGAUUGCAGCGCCGGCCAGCAAUGGACAAAACUCGUCAGAUGACGCUGACCCUCGUGCGCCGACAGCGGAAGGAAGUGUUAAGAAGUCGAAGAGCUCUGGUCAAAUGGUUGCUGCUGCAUUCGAGUCACUACGAAAUGAGAACGAUCCGACUGCAAAAUCUUCUGCAACCGCCAUAAGCAACAUCGACGAGCGUAUUGUUAAUGCCAAGACGGUGAAUGGUCUAUUGGCGAUAACAGAGAACAAUAAUUCCUUUUCACGCAAGCAUGCCUUGAAGAUUGUCUCAAUUUUGGCCGAAUGGAGCACCAUCAAUCGCGUCAAGAUCUCGGAGUUUGAGAAUGACACGCGAUUCUUACGCGUCUGUCGGAUGCUCGGCCGCACUGCAUUACCCAAAAAUGGAGCAAACGGAAAAAAUGGUAGCCUGGCUGGAGUUGGUAAUAACAAUAAACGCAUUUCUGGCUUUCGCACUGAUGACUUGAACACGGUGCUUGGCGUGGCUGGCGACGAUGAAGCGGCCAAGUUGAUUGCUAGCAUAAGUCUACCGCAGAUGGUUAAAGUGAUGAGCACUUUGGCGCAACGCAAACGUCGCAGCACUCCACUCCUACGGUCUUUAGCUUUUAAUAUCAGCAGCGCUUCGGAUCAACUGGAUCUGAAGCAAUCGGCUGAUGUGCUGUACGCCAUGUCGAUGCUUAAUUUCCAGGACUCUGUGCUCGGUGCAAAAGUUUGUGCUGAUGUACAAGCCGAGCUGCCAAAGAAUUCUGAAAAAUCAGCGGUUGUUGGCUCUAUAUUAACCAGUCUGGGAAUUAUGCGCUAUCGCGAUUUGGAUAUUUUGGAAUCGUUAACGCAGUGGCUUCUGAAGAACACUGAAAUUUGUCGACCUCAAGAUCUCAGCGCAUACUUCUUAACAGCGGCGUUACUCAAUUUUAAAAGUGGACAAUUGGAGGAUGUGCGCAAGAAGCUGUCCAAAUCAAUAGUACGGGAGGACUUCACAAAGCAAUCAGAUUGGUUGAAUUACGUUUGGUCGCUGACGAUGUUGGGAAUCGUGGAGGAUAGUCACCUCGAAUCAGUGCUGAGCACGGAUUUCCUAACUAAAUUGCAAAGUGACAAGGCCGGCUUAAGUCCAACAUCCAAAAUGAGGCUAUUAAAUCUAAACAGUUAUGCGCAAUUGUGUGCGUCGGACUACAAGGGCGCGUUGCUACCAGCUGACAGUCCUGCCUACCAAGUACCUAUGGCUCACACGAAGUCCAAGCAAGUUCUUGUCAACGGUAUGCUCGAUGCGCUAAAGAGCUUGCUGCCUGCCAGUAAUCAUGUCCUUGGCUCAGUAGAUAGCAAAAUGGGCUUCAUAAUUGAUGCUACAUGUCAAUUUGACGCACAAAAGAAUGCUCUUCCUCUGGAUAAAAGUAAUCAAGAUGCAAUAAGAGUUGCCUUGAUGGUGGUUGAUUUUCAUGAUAUUUGUCAUGGAACACACCGAAGUGCCAGUGGCAUUACGAAUCUGGCAAUGGAUUUGUUAGAGAAGAGUGGAUACCAAGUUAUACCCGUGCCGUACAAUGAGUUUAGCACCAGUGACAAAUUACUGAAACGCGUUCAGUACUUGGAAGCGAAAUUUAAGGAUGUUCUUAGUAGAAAAUAAUUUCAAUUAUCGUUUUAUCGUUUUGUCAAAAUUUGAAUUGUUUGAUUAAAUAUAAUUAGGCGCAGAAUUAAAGUAAACUAUUCAAAUGGA